AUGUUAGGAGUUGGACCAAUGACAUACCAAGCACCACCAAAACCAAAGAAGCCGAAGUCUCACGCAAGAGGUGCGACAAUACCGGGAGCUUCAACACAGAAUUCUAUACCUACCCCGUCGACACCCGGCUCAUCAUCAAGUGUAUUUAGUGGAUAUGCCAAUGCACAAGUUCACCAAUCUUCUCAGACUCCCCCACAACCAUCAACCCCAUCACUGCAAACAACAGGCUCAUUCGACAGUAGUAACUUUCACACUGGUGUCAGCGAUACUUCCACCAGUACAAAGAAAUCUGGUGGUUUCUUUCGACUUUUUAAGAAAGACUCAAGAUCUGAUGGUACAAGAAGUAUUGAAGAUCUUCCCAGUCGAGGAAAGGCCUUGUACAGUCGCAGUGAAGAUCAUUCUUCACCAGCGGUAGACCCCGAUCCAAUCGAUGAAAUGGGUGUCUUGCCAACACCAGAUUUCAUUCGUCCUCUACCAGGCCAAAGACUCAUUCCUCGAAGAGAGCCAAACGCACUUUACAAAGUGACAUCGAGCCCACUUGCAAAUACACAAAUUGGAAGAGCCAGGGCCAGGGCUGCGGCCAGAUUGACUGAGUCUAUUUCUGAGGUAUCAGAGUCUGAUUGGCAAACUACUAAUGCUGGUGAUGAGGAAGAUUCAGCAAUAGCUGAUUCAUCAUCGUUCUAUGAUGAAACUUCUCGUGAAUUCAAUGUGACGAACAACCUUGAAGAGCAAUAUGAAUAUGUUGCCAUAGCAUCAGCACCAACUGGUGAUGAUGCUGCUAUUGCUGAAUGGAUCAACUACAUCAAGUCAUACUCUAGCGGUUCUUUCAAUAUCUCAAAGCCCCCAGCUCCACCCCCACGUAACGCGAGGUUUGGUUUUCUGCCAGCCACAUAUCCACAUGACGAAGAAAUGAGAAUUGCAAAGCAUUAUACCAUAAAUGUGCCCUGGACUCCGGAAUUGGGUGGAAAGACUAUUGCUUUGAUGGAAGCAGCAGCCAAACGAUUUCGCCUCAAUAGUGCUUCUGUCAGUAUUUUUGAUGAACGUCAUGAGAUAUUGAAAGUUGAAGUUGGGUACAAUCUCAUGACGCUGGAGCGCACCACAAGCAUUUCAGCCCAUGCUCUCUAUUCAGAGGACGUCUUUGUCAUCUUAGACACACAUCAGGAUUGGCGUUUUGCGAGAAGUCCAUGGGUUACUGGUCCACCUCACAUCCGAUUUUUUGCCGGAGCACCUCUGAUCUCAGAUUCUGGUGAAAUCAUUGGGGUCUUUUCAAUUUUCAGCAAAACCCCUAGAAAGGAGUUCGCUCGAGGAGACCGAAAAGAGCUAGCUGAAUUUGCAGCUCUUUCUGUCAAAGAUAUCUGUUUACACAGCGAACGUAUGGCUGACCCAGAUUUGCGUCGUUCUCCUCUUGUAUCAUCAAGAAGGGAUACAAAAAUUAAUUUGCUUCCAAAUCCACUUCAAUUUCAGAGGCAAAUGUCUCCCCUAGUCACUCAGCCUGCUUACUUUCCCAUGGGACUUCAAUUUCAACAACCAAAUCCUUUGGCGAAGCAAACAGAUUCCCUAAGAGAGAGAGAGGAUGUUUCUGGCAACGUAUCUCCUGAAUCCUCGAUUCGUGAUUCUGAAAUACUUUAUAUGGCCGCUCCAGGACAUUACCGAAGCGUUUCUGUGGAGUCCGCAUUUCCUACCCAGAAUUCGCCAGAGGCUUUCCGCCAGUAUCUGACCCCUACCCGACCUCAAAAUUUCCCAGGUUCGGAGGACCCUGAUAGCCGUCCUUAUUCGACAAGCGACCUGACAUCAAUGGAUUUGCCGCGAAACAACACUCCAAAUGACACUUUAAAUGACACUUUCGAUUCUGAAGGCGGUUACAGUCACCAAUUUGACCUUGAUGGACCAGCAACUCCCAAGCAACCGAAGUUUGUAUUCCCAAAUACAAUCUAUAGUAAUCUUGGUCCAUCAACCAGCGGAAUCUCCUUGAAUAAUAGCUUUGGUCGUUUGUAUAUGGAGGGUGACAGCAUGGUAGGAAGUACUUAUCAAGAGGAGCUAUCAGAGCCAGAGCCUGUAACGCCAAGCACCUUGCUCUCCAGACCGUUUUCAUCAAUGAGUUCAACUUCAGUUGGAACCACUCUUUCCAGCAGGAUUGGUGGACCUAAUCAAGGCGAUGAGGUUACUCCUCCCAACGCUCCUUGGUCAAAUAUGGCAGAAGCAGCUUUCUCAUGCUCCUUCAGUGGUAGACAAUUUGGUUUUGAUCAAGUAUAUGCUGUUCGAGUUGAUUGUCCGUACCCUGGUAUGUCGGAUAGAGAUCUUUUGGGACUGAAUGGUCUCAAGUUGAAAAUCUUGGCAUCUUAUGGUCUACCUUACGGCUACGAGUCUGAGCUUAACAACAAUUUGUCUUUGAAGACGGCUUUCUUGAAAGGCUUGCGCACCAAUGAGUUACGCUAUACCUGGACUCAAGACGAGGCACCACAAACUCAAGAAGAGGGAGCUCAGUUGAAGUUCGGUAUUUUAAUGCCACUUUGCCCCGUCCACCAGACCAGAUCUCGUGAUCAUGGUAUUGUUUACGCCAUGUUUAGGAAGGCGAAUGCGUCAUCUCAUAACCAUCUUCAGCCAACCGAGGUGGAUACACAUGGAUUAGACCGUGCAGCUACUUCAAUGACAGUUCUUCUCUUUAAUCUUGAUAUUACAGAUGUUGAAACUCAAUUGCUUGCAAAGCAGAAGGCGCCAAGACAAGGUACUCCAACAAUCAUUGGUGCUACUGAAGUUGGCCAGAUCUACUAUAGUAGACGCUCAACUUCAAAUUACAGCAAACAUUCCUCUUUUUGA
Botrytis fragariae is the source of this 2817-nucleotide messenger RNA. RefSeq names its product putative two-component hybrid sensor and regulator (modular protein) protein. Gene Ontology annotation, molecular function: protein binding. Bases 1 to 2817 code for a protein of 938 amino acids. The transcript is spliced from 4 exons. Lineage: Eukaryota; Fungi; Ascomycota; Leotiomycetes; Helotiales; Sclerotiniaceae. The record is from RefSeq and is a predicted model, not a curated record.